CGUCAAUUUAGUGGCAAAAGGAAAUCCCACCAUCACCGAAGUGGAUAUAUGAAGCUGCAUCGCAACUUGCCUCUUUGUUGUGUCUAUUCGUAUUUUGUUUGUUAUUAAUUUUAUUGUUGUUUAAUUUUAAAUUAAUUACAUUGCAAUUAUGGAUAAAUCACAUAAUCCCAAUGACAUUGAAUUACGCACACGUCAUUCGUCACAAGAAUCAAAAAAACAAAGAAAAGACAAUCGUGUUCGUAAAUGUAAUUUUCAAUGGACAUCCGAAGCUACAAUGAUUCUAAUAGAAAAUGUUGAAAAAUUUGAAAACUUAUGGAAUCCAUUGUAUCAUUCGUACAAAGAUCGUAAAACACAUCAAAAGUCAUGGGAAAGAAUUGCUAAAUCAUUGUCAUUGCCAAAGCAAGAAGUUGUUGUAAAAUGGAAUUCUCUUCGGAGCAAUUACAGAAUUUAUUUGAAAAACCGUCGAAAUACAAGUGGACGAGAUGGUAAGCAGAGGAGUCCACAUCGAUUUUUUGUAGCUAUGGCCUUCUUGAAUCCAGUAUUGAAAAUUGACAUCAAGAGUCCAGAUUCGAAUUUGGUCAAAAAUGAAACUCCCAAAAACCCACUUCCUCCUGAAAAUAACUCUCGCUCUUCAAGUUUCUUGAAGGACAUCGACAACGGGCUUGAUAUUAUCACAGGAGAACCAAAUGAGCCAAACAUAUUCGAAAUCAAAGAAGAAACAUCUUCAUUGACAUCGGAUGAUAACUUGCCUUCAGUGAGUCAACAUGAAGACAAUCAAAGUAUGUCUCAGCAUGACUCCAGGACACCAAAGUUGCUACAUAAGAAAAUAAACAACAAAAGAAAUAUGCAUAUAUUGAGCGACAAUCAUGAUAAUGACACUCAAGAGGAAACGGAAGAAGAAGAUUUGGAGUCAUUGAAAAAAAGAAAACUAAGACUGGAAAUUUAUAACCUCCAAUUGGAUGCAGUGAAAAAAGAGAUUGAACUGGGAUUAGAAAGAAGCCAUUUAACUGCGGUAUUAUACGAAAAUUGGGAUGCGUCUAUUGGGGAAGAAAUAUAAAAUUAGAAUUACACUAAACCUAAGCUUAAUAAAUAGAAUUUUAAUUUAAUUCAAUGUAAACAAAUAUUUGUGUAUGUAUUUUUGUUGUACCGCUCAUUUCACGAAAACUCAAAAGAGAACAGAGUAAUUCUAAAAAACCUCUUCCUUAUCGUCACCGAGUCAAAUCAAAUUCCAUUUUGACAUUAGUUUAAAUACCUUUAGGUCAAAGCAUGAUAAGCAAUAUUGUUAGUCAAUUAAAAGUUGAUAAGAUACAGAACCUACCUAAUUAGUUUAAGUCCAGUUGUUUUUUGUUU
Eupeodes corollae is the source of this 1350-nucleotide messenger RNA. RefSeq lists its product as uncharacterized. The transcript has 4 exons. The record is from RefSeq and is a predicted model, not a curated record. Lineage: Eukaryota; Metazoa; Arthropoda; Insecta; Diptera; Syrphidae. Gene Ontology annotation, biological process: regulation of transcription by RNA polymerase II. The coding region runs from base 149 to 1057 and encodes 302 amino acids. Gene Ontology annotation, cellular component: nucleus; transcription regulator complex.